AUAAAAAGAUUGUUUUGGACGAGAAGGAGGAAGAGGUUCUCGGAUCACCUCUUAUCAAAUAUGGCGACACCACAGUGUUCCUUCAGCAUCUGGAAACGGGACUGUGGCUAUCGUACAAGACGUACGAGACGAAAAAGCGCGGAGUUGGCAAAGUAGAGGAGAAGCAGGCCAUCAUGUCCGAAGAAGGAAAGAUGGACGAUGGCCUUGAAUUCAGCCGUGCUCAGGUUGAAGAAUCUCGGACUGCGCGCGUCAUUCGAAAAUGUGGAUCGCUCUUCAACAAGUUCAUCGUGAACCUGGAUGCGAUGCAAAACGGCGCUGGCAGGCAGGAUUCUGCGAUGAGCACUAUCGACCAAGACGAGAUGAUAAUGUGCUUCGAGGAUCUCAUCAAUUACUUCGUCCAACCGGAAGACGACAUCGAGCACGAAGAAAAGCAAAAUAAGCUGAAGGCUUUGAGGAACAGGCAGGACUUGUUUCAAGAAGAGGGCAUCUUGAACCUCAUCCUGGAAACUAUAGACAAGAUCAACGCGAUCACAACGUCCGGUUAUCUGGUGUCUAUGGGCGGCGAGGAUGCCGGUCAGAGCUGGGAAACGAUAUCGGGCUUUUUGUAUCAGCUGCUGGCUGCCAUCAUCAAGGGAAACCACACCAACUGCGCUCAGUUCGCACAGCCUCACAGGCUAGACUGGUUGUUCAGCCGACUGAGCAGUCAGCAAGCCUCCGAAGGAACAGGCAUGUUGGAUGUACUGCACUGUGUGCUGAUUGACAGCCCUGAAGCUCUCAAUAUCCUCAAAGAAGACCACAUCAAAGUUAUCAUCUCUCUCCUUGAAAAGCAUGGACGUGAUCCGAAGGUUCUGGACGUCCUGUGCUCCCUCUGUGUCACGGGCAAAGGAGUGGCCGUGCGCAGCAGUCAGAACAACAUCUGCGAUAACCUGCUGCCCGGGAAGAACCUGCUACUGCAGACACGCCUCGUUGAUCAUGUGGCCAGCAUGCAGCCCAACAUCUUCGUUGGCAAGGUGGAAGGAGCGGCGUUGUUCAGGCGCUGGUACUACGAGGCCAUGGUGGACCACUGCGAGCAAGUGAGCCACCUGGCUCCCCACUUGCGCAUCGGCUGGGCCAACACGGCCGGAUACGUGCCUUACCCGGGCGGAGGGUCCAAGUGGGGCGGAAACGGACUCGGGGACGACCUUUACUCGUUCGGCUUCGACGGUGCCUGCCUAUGGACCGGGGGUCGCUGCAACUUAGUAAGGUCGUCUUCGCCACCCUACAUUCGCAAGGGUGACGUCAUCGGAUGUAUCAUCGACCUGAACGUGCCUGUGAUAAGUUUCACGGUGAACGGAAUCAAAGUGAAGGGCUGCUUCCGAAGCUUCAACACCGAUGGCAUGUUCUACCCGGCGAUCAGCUUCUCGGCGAAAGUGAGUUGUCGUUUCCUGCUAGGCGGAGACCAGGGCAAAUUACGGUACGGCCCUCCCGACGGUCACUCGGCGCUUGUAGAGGCCCUGUUGCCGCAGCAGGUGCUCACCGUCGAGCCGUGCUUCCAGUUCGGCGACGUUCCUAAGGGAGUCCUGUUUGGCCCGGCUCCCAUUGCCGAUGACGCCGUCUUCGUGCCGUCACCCGUAGACACGUCCAACAUUACCCUCCCUAACUACAUCGAGUCCGUCCGAGACAAACUCGCCGAAAAUGUCCACGAGGUGUGGUCGAUGAACAAGAUUGACAGCGGGUGGAGAUACGGAGACGUGAGAGAUGAUGCUAGAAGGCUGCACCCAUGCAUCACAUCAUUCGAGCACUUGCCAAUGGCCGAAAAAAAGUACGACACGACGCUAGCUCUUCAAACCCUCAAGACGAUCCUUGCCCUGGGAUACCACAUCACCGUGGACAAGCCGCCUGCACGCAUCAAGACCGUCAAGCUUCCCAACGACCCGUACCUUCAGCCGAACGGCUACAAACCGGCUCCAUUGGACCUGGGCGCGAUCAUGCUUACAGCCAAAAUGGAAGAGCUGGUGGACCUGUUAUCUGAAAACACGCACAACGUCUGGGCUCAGGAGCGCAUCCAGCAGGGCUGGACAUACGGCCUUGUUGAGAACCAGCCAACCAGGAGAAGUCCACAUUUAGUGCCUUACAAGAGCGUUGAUGACGUCAUCAAGAAAGCGAAUAGAGAUACAGCUGGAGAGCUUGUGCGGACUCUUCUGGCGUACGGCUAUGUUCUCGAGCCUCCAACUGCCGAAAGCCUGGAAGGCGUGCAAAGUAAAGUAGCGUCAGUCAAAUACGAUCAACGAACCUACCGUGCCGAAGUAACUUACUCCGUGUCCGAAGGAAAGUGGUACUUCGAGUUCGAAGUGAUGACACUGGGUCCCAUGAAGGUCGGAUGGGCAAACGCCAGCAACUUCCUGCCAUCGUGCGAGCUCGGCGGUGACCACAACUCCUGGGCCUACGACGGCUUCCAGGCUGUGAAAUCUCACGCGGGAGGCACGGAAUCCUAUGGUAAACAAUGGAUGAUCGGCGACGUCGUCGGAUGCAUGCUUGAUCUCCAUGACCGCACAAUUAGUUUCUCUUUGAACGGAGAAUUAUUGCUGGACCAGCUCGGCGGUGAAGCUGCGUUCUCGGACAUUCCUUGUGGAGAUGGAGCAUCCUACGUACCAGCGUGCACAUUUGGCAUAGGCCAGAAGGCAAAGCUGGUGUUUGGUCACGACGUCAACUUUCUCCGGUUUUUCACCACCUGCGGCUUGCAGGAGGGCUACCAACCUUUUUGCGUCAACAUGAACCGGAACAUGACUUUCUGGUACAACAAGGAUGAACCAAUGUUCGUCAACGUGGAUGAUGCCUUCUCGCCGAACGUCGAAGUGAACAGGAUACCAGCCGGAGGUGAAUGUCCACCGGCUAUAAAGAUAACACACAAGCUGUUCGAGUCGGUGGAAAAGGUCAACUACGAGUUCCUGAGACUCAGUUUGCCGGUCUCUUGCAACGAACACCUCAUAGAGGAUCAGGAAAAAGACCACCGCUGGGAAGAAGUGCGGCGGCGACAGCGGCGAGCGCAAGCCGAGAAGCAAAGCGUACGGCACCCAGGUAACCUACAAUCAAACCUGGAGCACCACAUGCUUCGCAGCGGCUUCAGUAUGUCCGACGUCAAGGAUCUGCAGCGCGGCUACUCGGACGAAGGCGGUGACACCGAGGAGCCGAUCCCCGUGGAACACCGGCCCCCGACACCCCAGCAGCGGCGCCGCUCCAUGCUCAGCCCCCGCGGUACCACCGGCACCCUAACCAAGACGCAGUCGUUCGAUGCUGCCACCACCCUGCAGGUUCCUGACGGUUCCCGUCCGGACCCAAAGCGGCUGCGGGCAGCUUCGAGCGAGGAGGCGCUCAACCGGCUCGGCCAGAAGUCUAAGGCCGGUCAGCGAACCAAAGCGGUCACACCCGAACCUGAGAGCAAGUCCAAGCGCCGUGGGAAGUCUCCUUUCCGCUUCUUCCGCAAGAAGGAGGAGAAGGAGGAUGCCGCCGCCGCCGCAACCGCAGCUUCCAUUCAGGUGCCCCCGUCCUCGAAAGGGGGCCAGCAACAGGCCAUGUCCCCACCGUUGCUCACGGUGCGACCUCCGUCCGUCCACAGACUGUCACCAGCUCCCAGCAACCAACUCCUGUGCCCACCUGUACCCGAGAGACCGACCACGCUGUCUUCGCCGACGAGUCCCGGCGGCGGAAGUGGAACCGGAGGUGGCACUUCCACUCUGCCCCGCAGCGGAAGCUUCCGCAGGCCUUCCCUGACGCCCGGCCCGCCGCCCAUGGCCACCGACGAGAGCGGUGACCACCUAGACACCUCGGUGCUGGACCUGGUUGACGAGUACUUCUUCGGUCUCCGCGUGUUCCCCGGACAGGACCCGAACCAUGUGUACGUCGGCUGGGUCACCACGGCGUACAAGUUCUACGACCGCACCUUCGGCAACACGAAGGUGCGCAAGGUCGCCUUCCACGGACUAAGCGAAGAUGGCCUCGUCCACCAAGUCCUGGAACGCCAGAACUGUUACAUGGUGUGUGCGGGGCAGUUGGCCGCUGAGAUUAGCCAGGGUGACGCCGCAGGCCGCUCGGCCAAUCAGGGCAUGUACGUCGGGUGCCACAUCGAUGUCGCCACCGGCAUGAUCACAUUCAGCGCUGACGGCCACAUGACUAGGCAGCGCUUCAGAAUGGAGCCCGGUACAAAGCUGUUUCCGGCAGUGUUCUUCGAGGCAACCAGCAAGGAAGUGAUACAGUUUGAGCUGGGCCGCACGCCCACCACGCUGCCGCUGUCAGCGGCCCUGCUGCACACGACUAGCAAGCACCUGACGCCGCAACUGCCGCCAAGGCUCAAGGUACAGUGCCUGCAGCCGUACGUGUGGGCUCGCGUGCCCAACGUAAACCUUCGACCGCAUGCCCUACGUUUGUCCGAGGUGCGCGGUUGGAGUAUGCUCUGCGAAGACCCGCUCUCCAUGCUGGCCCUUCACAUACCCGAAGAAGACCGAUGCAUCGACGUCCUCGAGCUCAUUGAGAACGAGCGCCUUCUGAACUUCCACGCGCACACACUGUCCCUGUACGGGGCGCUGUGCUUCCAGGGCAACCACAGGGCGGCGCACAUGAUUUGCUCUCACGUUGACGAGAAGCAGCUAAUGUAUGCAAUUCAGAGCGAGUACCUCUCGGGACCACUGCGAACGGGCUUCACCGAUCUGCUCAUCUCUCUACACUUGGAGUUCCACGCAUACGCCAGGAGCUUGACGCAGAACGAAUUCAUCGUGCCCCUUGGUCCCGACAUCCGAGCGCUGUACGAAGAACCGUUGACGGCGCAUUCCUUCUGCACACUGGAGUGCGUCUCCAUACGACCUGACAUGGCGUUCUCGGAGACAAGGGAGAAAGUGGAGUCAAUCGCCGACCUCAGCACGCCGUACUUCCCUGUGGACGCCCUCAAACAGUUUGUCAUUGAAGCCCUGGCUGACGCCGUAAAGAAGGACAGUCGCCCCAACCGCGACCCCAUCGGUGGUAGCAACGAGAACCUGUUUGUGCCCCUUCUCAAGCUCGCUGACAAGCUUCUGCUUGUUGGACUGAUGAAUGACGAUGACUUACAGUGGCUUCUCUACCUUCUCGACCCCAGUACUUUCCUUCCUGGUAAAGCGGGAAUCGGUGCUCCGGCCGCGGUCACCGGGAGUGACGGCAGUGGAGGCGGCAAUGGAGGCGUUCCGUUGGGCCUCAUCGACAUGCAGAUCGCCGAGGGAGUCAAAUUGCAAGUGUGCUACAUACUGCACCACCUGUGCGACCUGCAGCUCAGGCACCGGGUUGAAGCCAUCGUUUGCUUUUCCGACGACUACGUUGGAAACCUGCAGUCGGACCAACUGCGACGGUACAUUGAGAUCAAGCAAUCGGACCUGCCUUCCUCAGUGGCUGCAAAGAAGACCCGCGAAUUCCGAUGCACACCCAAGGAACAGAUGCGGGCCAUCCUCGGUUUCAAGAACCUGGACGAGGAGAGCAGCGACCAGUGCCCUUGUGGAGAAGGUCUGCGUGAGUCACUGAGCAGCAUGCACGAGGACCUGGUACAGCGACUCAAGGCAGCCUGCGCUGCCAAGGAGGAGGCCACUGAUGGCGAGGCGGAGAGCACGAGCUCCCUGCGCCAAAAGUUCAUGUCGCUAGUGAACUUGGUGAAGUCCUCGGAAGAGCCGACUGGGGAAGAGAAGGAGCACAUUACACUUCCUGAAGAGAUCUUCACUCGCAAGGUGGUUCAGGUGGUGGUCAAGUGGGCCAAGCAGUCGGAGAUUGAGGACCGCGAAGUGGUACGCCAGAUGUUUGGCCUGCUGCUGCGCAUUUACAACUCAGUCGGGGAGCUGAUGAACGCCCUGAACAACACGUACGUCAUCAGCCACCGCAGUCAGGCUGACAUCAUCAGCGUGCUCAGCCACCUGGGCAAAGUGCGUGCCCUGCUGCCUGUCCAGAUGUCGCCCCUCGAGGAGGAGAUCAUGCGCAAAAGCCUAUGGGCUCUGGUGAACAACCGCAUCUUCUUCCAACAUCCAGACCUUAUCCGUGUCUUACGUGUAAACGAAAAUGUCAUGGACGUCAUGAUAAACACUCUAGGAAAGCGGGCCCAAACGCAGUCCUCAGGACAGGCUCCUGCGGCUGCGUCUUCACCUGCCUCGCCAUCCGCACCUGAAGCUGCAUCGGCCGACAAGGACACAUCUCACGAGAUGGUGGUGUCUUGCUGCCGCUUCCUGUGCUACUUCUGCCGCACAAGUCGCCAGAACCAGAAGGCCAUGUUCGACCAUCUCGACUUCCUGCUUGAGAACAGCAACAUCCUUCUCUCACGACCAUCACUACGUGGAUCAACACCGUUAGAUGUGGCAUACAGUUCCCUUAUGGAGAACUCAGAGCUGGCGCUUGCGCUAAGGGAACACAACUUGGAGAAGAUAGCUGCCUACAUGUCUCGAUGUGGCCUCCAGUCUAAUUUGGAGCUUGUGGACCGUGGAUACCCUGACGUUGGAUGGGACCCAGUGGAAGGAGAGCGAUACUUAGACUUCCUGCGCUUCUGUGUCUGGGUGAAUGGGGAGACAGUGGAAGAGAACGCAAACCUUGUGAUCCGUCUUCUGAUUAGACGGCCGGAAUGCCUGGGUCCUGCACUUCGUGGUGAAGGUCCAGGGUUGCUAGAUGCUAUCCGCGAGGCUGUCCGCAUGUCGGAACGCAUCGCUGCCGAACGCCUUCAGCAACAGCAGCAGGGUGUGCAGCUGGAGGAACCUGGCGAGGAUGACAUCGACAUGGGUGCGGCCAUCCUCAACUUCUACUGCACCCUGGUGGACCUGCUCGGUCGAUGUGCCCCCGAGGCAGCCACUAUCGCCCAGGGAAAGAAUGAGAGCAUCCGGGCACGUGCCAUCCUCCGGUCUCUCGUGCCUCUUGAUGACCUACUCGGCGCACUCAGCCUCCGCUUCACGCUUCAGAUACCACGAAAGGGUGACACUACGCCAAAGAGUGACCUGCCCGCUGGGCUACAGCCUAACCACAAGCAGUCCAUCGUUAUGUUCCUGGAGCGCGUGUAUGGUUUGGAGACGCAGGAGACAUUCUUCCGCCUUCUCGAGGAUGGCUUCUUGCCUGACCUCAGAGCAGCAACCAUGCUCGACCGGACGGACAAUACGGAGAGUGACAUGGCACUGGCACUGAACCGUUACAUUGGCAACUCCGUCCUUCCAAUGCUGAUCCAAUACUACCACUACUUCACCGAUGCUGAAAACUAUGCCAGCUUGUUGGACGCAACAUUGCAUACGGUCUACCGACUCUCCAAGGUCAAGAUUCUCACUAAGGGACAGCGUGAAAAAGUCUCUGACUUUCUUGUCGCACUGACGAGAGAAAUGCAACCGAGCAUGCUCCUGAGACUACUACGAAAACUCACGGUGGACGUCUCUGUCAUCACGGAGUACACUGCCGUCGCCCUCAGGCUGCUGACUCUACACUAUGAGCGGUGCAAGAGCUACUACAGUGCCAGCGGUGGCCAGGGAGCUUAUGGGACGGCGUCGGAGGAGGAGAGACGACUCACCAUGCUACUCUUCACCAACAUCUUUGACUCCCUAUCUAAGAUGGAAUAUGACCCAGAGCUCUUCAGCAAGGCACUGCCGUGCCUGACAGCCAUAGCUUGUGCCCUGCCACCUGAUUACUCCCUGAGUGAGGGCCACGAAGAGGACUGGUCUAAGCAGAACACAACUUCAGGUCCCUACGUGCCUGAGCCAAUAAACACUUCCGGAAUUCAGCUGAGUCAGGACUUGAACAACAUUGUGCAGCGAUUCUCAGAGCAUUUUCACGAUGCCUGGGCAAUGCGAAAGCUGGAGCGAGGUUGGCAAUAUGGAGAACGCUGGAAUGAUGAGACAAAGACGCAUCCGAGGCUGAAACCUUACAAUUUGCUCACCGACUAUGAAAAGGAGCGCUAUCGUGACCCCAUUCGGGAGCUCCUCAAGGCGCUUCUGGCAUUCGGUUGGAAACUAGAGCUGAGUGAUUCAUCACAGCGCUCAAACGCUCCCAUUGCAGCUCAAGCCCAGUCACCCAUGGCAUACAUGCCAACACCCGUGGACAUGUCGACGCUGACCCUCAACAAAGAUAUGAUGACAAUGUCUGAACGCCUGGCUGAGAACACACACGACAUCUGGGCCAAGAAAAUGAAGGAAGAGCUGGACACUGUCGGUGGUGGCAUACAUGCUCAGCUGGUGCCGUACGACCUGCUCACCGACCGUGAGAAGCACAAGAACCGAGACCGUGCCCAAGAGUUCCUCAAGUUUCUGCAAUACGAGGGCUACCGUGUUUCCAGGCAAUCCAUACGUCGCCGUGAACGGGGUGGUGCCCCGAGCGAGGAACCUCAAGCCCCUGGUCAGGGCCAGGCUCCAGGGCAGGAACGUCGUUUUGCCAGCUCCCUGUUAGAGAAACUGCUGCAGUACCUGGAUAUGGCUGCAAUAAAUCUCAAGGUUCUUAAGCCCAGUGUACCGUUCAGCCGCCGGACAAGCUUCAAGACCUCCAGUCGGGACGUCAAGUUCUUCAGCAAGGUGGUGUUGCCGCUGAUGGAGAAGGUAUUUGUGGCACACCGCGCAUUUUUCCUGAUGUCGCCCACUGCCACAUCCACAGUAGGCACGGCCACCAUACGCGAGAAGGAGAUGGUCGCAAGCCUGUUCUGCAAGCUGGGCGGUCUGCUCAGAGCGAAGUUCAGCAUCUUUGGCAAUGAGUGCAAGUUAGCUGUAUCCUGUCUUCAGGUGCUCAUUCGUGCCACGGAUGCAAAGGCAAUAGUAAAGAACUGCCCGGACUUUGUGAAGACUUCGAUGCUGACUUACUUCAACAGCGCGGCUGACGAUCUGGCCCAGACGCUAAUAAACCUAGAGCAAGGACGCUACAGCCACCUGCGCGGUACGACAAUGAAGACAUCAUCGUCGCUCAACUACGUACAACUCGUUCUGCUGCCCGUGCUGACAGCGUUGUUUGACCACCUGGCUGCCAACGAGUUCGGCAGUGACCUGUUGCUGAGUGACAUCCAAGUGGCCUGCUACAAGAUUCUGAACAGUCUGUACACAUUGGGCACCAACUUGGAACUUCAUGGUGGCAGGUCUUUCGUCAAGGCUGAGUUGGAACGCCACCGACCUGCGUAUGGAAACUGUCUGGGUGCUUUUGCAGCCACCUUCCCUGUGGCUUUUCUGGAGCCUUCGCACAACAAGCACAAUCCCUACUGUAUCCAUGGCAAGGCCCAAGAGCAUUCCCUGGAAGCACAGGCUGUAAUGGCAACGCUGGAGUCAAGCAUGCCGACGUUAGAAGACCUCGUGGGACAGGUGGAGUUUGUAACGGGAAAUGGGAAGUACGCGGAACAGCCCUACAUCAUCGAUGUGAUGGUCCCUAUGUUGUGCAGCUACCUCCCUUUCUGGUGGAGUCAAGGUCCUGACAAUGUAAACCCCACAUCAGGGAACCACGUGACCAUGGUUACUAGUGACCAUUUGACUAGCCUUCUUAAGAACAUACUAAAUCUUCUGCGUAAAACUCUCAACGUGGAGGGUUCUCCAUGGAUGAUAACUAUCGCAGGGCAUGCGGGCCAGAUUGUGAUCAACUCGUCUGAGGAACUGCUGCGUGAUCCUAUUCUGCCACUGAUGGAGAAAGUUCGGCAGUGCGCGGACUCGGUGUUCCACAAGGAGGAGUGCAUGCGCAGUUACCUCAAGUCCAGCACGGAUGACACCUCCCAGGCAGAGAGCCAGCUGCAAGAGGAGUUCUCACUUCUUGUUCGAGACAUCUAUGCCUUCUUCCCUCUACUCAUCAAGUAUGUGGACCUUCAGAGAAACCACUGGCUUAAGAACAACGUCAAAGAAGCGGAACAAGUCUACACUUGUGUUGCCCACGUGUUCAAUACUUGGAACAAGUCGCAGUACUUCCGGCGAGAGGAAGCCAACUUCAUCUCGCAGCAUGAGAUCGACAACAUGGCACUUAUUAUGCCGUCCUCGGGACGUGGUCGAGCGAGUGUGCAGACCGUGGAUGCUGGUCAGAGCCAGAAGAAAGAAAAGAAAAAGAAGCGCGACGGCAAGCGAGACAAGGACAAAGAGCUGGCAGCCAGUCUAGUGGUGGCCUGCCUCAAGCGCCUCCUACCUGUCGGCCUCAACCUAUUCGCCGGACGUGAGCAGGAGCUUGUCCAGCAUGCCAAGGAGAAGUUCCUCAACAAAUGCCAAGACUCUGACAUUUUUGAUUAUGUCAAGCUGCAACUUACCCUUCCUGAUAAGAUCGACCCGACAGAUGCAAUGAGCUGGCAGCACUAUCUGUACAGCAAGCUGGGUAGCCAGCGGUCCACACCUACGGAGCCGAAUGCAGUGGUACCGGUUGUCUCCCAAGACCGGCUCGUAGAACGCAUCAUUGAUAUGGCCAAGGUGCUCUAUGGACUGCAUGUGAUCGACCACGCUCAGGGUUCGCAGAAGGGUGCCUAUCGCAGUGUAGUGUCCACACAGCGCAAGCGGGCCGUCAUAGCCUGCUUCCGAAUGAUCUCGCUGCACAGUCUUCCCAGGCAUCGGGCAAUCAACAUAUUCUUAAGUGUCUACACAAACCUUUGGCUGGAAGAGGAAAAUGUUGGCCAAGAGCAGCUAAUUGAUGACCUCACGACCACAUUUGAGGAGUCGGAGAAGGAGCAAUCUGCUGAAGAGACGGAGGAGGCACCUGAUCCAUUGGUGCAGCUUGUUGUGGCCUUUUCAAGAAGAGCCACAACUGAGCACAGUGGUGUCAAUCCCGAGGACCCCUUGUAGCAGUAUGCCUUCAUCUUUAGCCAGAGUUGUGGUGGCGCCGAAGAGGAAGAGGAGGAGGAAGAGGGUGACGAGGAGUCUGGGCCCUCGAUUCAUGAACAAGAGUUAGAGAAGCAACGGUUGCUGUUUCAACAGGCGCGUCUUGCCAGUCGAGGUGUUGCUGAAAUGGCGCUUCUAUACAUUUCAGCCUGCAAAGGAGUCCAUGGCCCGAUGGUGAUUGAAACCCUCAAGCUUGGCAUUUCCCUUCUGAAAGGAGGCAACCAGGAAGUUCAAAUGCGCAUGCUGAAACACCUCAAAGAGAAGAAGGACGUUGGGUUUUUCACUUCCAUUGCCGGACUUAUGAACCUGUGCAGCGUGCUGGACCUGGACGCCUUCGAGCGCACACAGAAGGCAGAGGGCCUAGGUGUUGGGGCAGAGGGAACGGCAGGCGAGAAGAACAUGCACGACGCUGAUUUCACGUGUGCCCUGUUCCGCUUCCUGCAACUGCUCUGCGAGGGUCACAAUUUGGAAUUCCAGAACUAUUUGAGAACCCAAGCUGGUAACACGACAACUGUUAACGUCGUAAUCAGCACUGUGGAUUACUUGCUUAGACUGCAGGAAUCAAUCAUGGAUUUCUAUUGGCAUUAUUCAAGCAAAGAAAUUAUUGAUCAGCCGGGCAAGGACAACUUUUGUCGUGCAAUCACGGUUGCCAAGCAAGUUUUCAACACCCUUACUGAGUUCAUCCAGGGUCCAUGUUCGCUGAACCAGCAGGCGCUAGCUCACAGUCGUCUCUGGGAUGCGGUGGGCGGCUUCCUUUUCCUCUUUGCUCACAUGCAGGACAAGCUGUCCAAGAACUCAAGUCAACUGGACCUCCUCAAUGAGUUGCUGCAGCUGCAACAGGAGAUGGUUAUCAUGAUGCUUAGUAUGCUUGAAGGUAACGUGAUGAAUGGCACAAUCGGAAAACAAAUGGUGGACACACUGGUGGAAUCUGCCUCAAAUGUUGAGCUCAUAUUGAGGUUCUUCGACAUGUUCCUCAAGCUCAAAGAGCUCACAUCGUCAAGUUCAUUCCAGGAGAUUGACUCCAAGAAUACAGGUUGGAUCACACCGAAGGACUUCCGGAGAGCUAUGGAGCAACAGAAAAUUUACAAUCCGGAUGAAAUUUCUUUCCUAAUGAGCUGCUGUGAACCUAACAUGGACGACCUGAUAGAUUAUCGUGAGUUCACGGAAAGAUUCCAUAACCCCGCCAAAGACAUCGGCUUCAACUUGGCUGUGUUGCUGACGAAUCUAUCGGAACACAUGCCGAAUGAUCCACGGUUGCAACGUUUCCUCGAAACUGCUAGCAGUGUGCUGAACUAUUUUGAACAAUUCCUUGGUCGCAUUGAAAUUAUGGGUGGCAGCAAGAGAAUUGAGAGGGUCUAUUUUGAAAUCAAGGAGUCUACCAUUGAUCAGUGGGAAAAACCGCAGAUUAAGGAGUCCAAGAGGGCCUUCUUCUAUAGCAUCGUGACUGAAGGUGGCGACAAAGAGAAGCUGGAGGCAUUUGUUAACUUCUGCGAAGAUGCCAUAUUUGAGAUGCAACAUGCGAGCAGUAUAUCAAACGAAGAUACUGAGGAGCCUCCAGCCAAGGCGGAGCCCUACACGUUCUUGGGAGCGGAAGAGGAGAGGCCGCCAGGCCCCCUGGAGCCCCUCAAGCAGGGCCUGGGGCUUCUGCGCGAUGGCAUAGGGGCAUUGUUCUCUGUGUUGCGGCCGUCAAAUCUGCGGCGUCAGUACCAGAAGCUGCGGUCCAUGACCAUCGGUGAGAUCUUGCUGGGAACAUUUAAGAUGUCCUUCUUCGGAUUCUUCUACAUCAUCUGGCUCAUCUUCGCGUUUACAAGGAGUACGGUGCGUGUUACACUCCGACUGAUGGGCGGCCAACCCCUGGUCGGCAGCGCGGUGCCCGAGGAAGAGACCAGGGGACUCAAGUAUGGUGGCGCCACGGGCCCACCGCUCGCUUUAGAGGCUGGGCCCGCGGCUGUGGCCAUGGCAGCAGGCUGGGGGACUUCCGGCCGAGGCGGACAUGGCCCCGCACAUGCGCGCUUUCGGCCUGGACAUCACUAAAACGGAGGAGGACGGCGAAGUGAAGUACCAUGUACAACCUCCAAAGUCUACGCUAAGCCCCCAGUCGAGCAUGGAUGAUGCCGAUCAAACCACUGACGAGGACACUAGCAAGGGAUCGCCGCACGAGAAGGGCUCGCCCGAUGGAGAGCUGCCGGAUGGCGUUCCGCCAGAUGCACAGACAACAGUCUUGGAUGGCGACGUCAAGACAAAAGAGACUGCACAGGCUACAAUGGAUGGG
Molecule: messenger RNA, 13041 nt
Organism: Rhipicephalus sanguineus (brown dog tick)
Lineage: Eukaryota; Metazoa; Arthropoda; Arachnida; Ixodida; Ixodidae
Gene: RyR
Product: ryanodine receptor-like
Biological process (GO): calcium ion transmembrane transport
Cellular component (GO): smooth endoplasmic reticulum; sarcolemma; Z disc
Molecular function (GO): protein binding; ryanodine-sensitive calcium-release channel activity
Source: RefSeq, a predicted model, not a curated record